Messenger RNA from Cloeon dipterum, 2414 nucleotides. RefSeq lists its product as uncharacterized. The record is from RefSeq and is a predicted model, not a curated record. The transcript has 9 exons. Bases 124 to 2310 code for a protein of 728 amino acids. Lineage: Eukaryota; Metazoa; Arthropoda; Insecta; Ephemeroptera; Baetidae.
UCCUUUAUGUUUACAUUACAUCAGUAGCAGUACCAUCAUCAUAGUUAUUUGUUUCGUUCGCAUGCCAUCGCAGGUUCGCAGCGCGUUUGCGAGAUUGCAUUUUCUUCUGCAGCUGCGGAUGGCAUGAGCUCUGAACUGAUGAUGGAGCAGCAGCAGCAGCCGCACGAAUUGCAGAACGGCGCCCGGAUCCUCUCCAUCAACGGGCAGACGAUCGUGGUGAACGGGGUCAAGAUGGACAGCGGCGUGUCCGGCGGCCAGUUGUUCAGUGUCCUCGAGCACUGCGUAAGGCAGCCGCAGGAGGAGGAGGAGGAGGCCGCGGUGGUGCAGCAAACAGAGCUGGACGGACCAGAGGGUGGCCUGCUCGUCUACUUCGACGACGAAUCGAGCGAGCUGCAGAGCGUGCAGAUCUCGGCCGACCAAGCGGCCGCCCUGGGCCUGGACGGCAACACCCUGCUGGCCCCCGAGCCGCCCCCACUCACCCUGCAGCAGCAGCAACAGCUGGAGAAGACGCCGCCACCGGCACCACCGCCGUGCAAGCCGGUCACGCUGUCCAUUUUUCUCCCUCAGACCAAGCAGGUGGCGCCUCCACGGCCGCAGCCGGUGCAGAUCGUGCCUAAACUGCCCGCCACCAGCCUGCUUACUGUGCAGCCAGAGACCAGGGUGGUACGCACCGCCAUCGGGCGUGCAGACAAGGUCAUCCCCAGGAUCCUGGCCACGCCGACCGCGGCACCGCCCCUCGUGCCCUUCUCCAAGUCGGUUCUCAAGGCGAAACCAAUCGCCGUGCGACCAGUGGGCUCGAACGAAAACCCAAUCAAGUUGGUGCAGCAUGGGCAAACAUACCACUCGAUGCAACCGCUGAAUCAGGAGCAGCUGAAACAGAUCUCGAGCGUGUUGCAACAGAAGCAGAUUGAGACUGCUCCCAACACCAAAAUUGUCUACAGGGUUGUAAUGCCAGGAGCAGCUGAAAAGGUCGCCACUGCUGAUAAGCCACUGCCGAGGAAACGGGGUCGACCAAGCAAGGUGAAAAAGGCCUCUGACGAUGAGGAAUACAACGAACCAGACAUAACCAAGGGAGAAAAGGAGGAAAGGAAAAAGCUGAUUCCGCGGACGAGGUCAGGUCGGCUGUCGCGGCCGCCACGACACAUGGUGAAAGACUACAAGCGGAUCCACCACCUGGAUUUCGCCGAGCCAGACCUGGACGACUCAGACGGUGGCUACUCUGACUACCAAAUCAGCGACUCGGAGGUGGGCGCGCCGCAAAUAAUCGAUCCGCAAAUGAGCGAGAACAACUCUCCCAACACGCUGGCUGAGGUGCAAAGAGCGCCUAAAAAGUACGACUCAAAGUUCCGGUGUCCAACCUGCGAUAAAAUCUAUUUGGGAACGAAAAGACUGACCCAGCACUUCCAGCAGUACCCUGACCACGGCAGCGUAGACUGCGUCCCAGUACAACUGCCCAGUGCUAAAGAGACCAUGAAAAAGAAGAAGCCGUCAAGACCUCUGAGGAAACCUCCACUGCAAGAGACCAAAAAUAAAAUCAGAAAUAUUCUGUCCAAAUGCGAGCCGCACGAGGUGGCGGAAAUCGCCGGCAGUGUCGUUGCCCAGUCAGUGGACUUGUGGCAUUUGUUACUGCUGAAAGUGGCAGCCAAAGACAACUCAGGUACCAGGACAGAGGCUGUGCUGCGGGAGGUGGACCAGCUGUUAGAAAAAGCAAAACACGCUCUACAGAGUACGGUUCUGAACCACCACCAAACAGAUCAAUUUGCCGACGCCAUAGAAAUCAAUGUUGCGAACAGUGCUGCUGCAACGGCGCUGAACAUCGCGCCAGGCUCGCUGAAAGUGGACCGGCUGGAGGACGCACGGAUCUGCUGGCAGCCGGAGAUAGUGGAGAAGGAGGCGACGCCGCCAGCACUGCCUCCACUGCCGGAGCAAGUGCCUACGGAGCUGAGCUCCCUGGUGGCCGCAACGGUGGGCAGCGACACGGAUAUGCUAGUGGACAGCGUGCCAUCAUUUGAACUGACGGCCGACCUGAAACUGGAUAAGCCGCUGGACGGGACGCUGUUGUCGGACACAAUGGACGAGAUUGUCACCGCUGGGCUCAACAGCCUAGUCGGGGGCAAGGAGGACAUCGAGGGCUUUCCGCCUGCCACCGUCUUUGACGGCCAAACGCUGGACAUGGCCAUCAAGGCUGGCUGGGACAGCCUGGCCGACCACCACGCGCUCGACCAGACCGCCUUGGAUGGCGCGACGCCAGUCGUCGACUUUGACGACAUUAGUGAGGAGUUCAACCGCAAUACACAAGCGCAGUGUUAAUUAAUCAUUUAUUUAAGAUUCUUUUGGACUUUAGUCGAGCAACUGACUGCUCGCCAGCUCUAGUCAACGCGCUUGAGCCAAAUAAAUAUUUUUUCAAUUGUAAA